CACAAACGCACACCGAUAAGAACCGGGAGCAGCAGGAGAAGCUACCAAAAGUAGAGCAAGAACCUGCCUAUUUUUCCGCAACCGCGCACACGACAAGUUUUUCGGAAAGGAGGAAAAUGUGGCAAGAGAAAACGAGAAAAUUUCGGUGCACAGCGGAAGUGGUGCGGAAUAGGACGGAGAGAAUGGAGGAUUUUCGUCUUCAAGACGGUAAUAAAGUUUUUGAUGCGAAAAACAACCACUUCUUCCGCAUUUUCCUGCAAACUUCUAUCACGGACCCUUUUGAGCUGAACGACUUCUACACGAAACACGUCGGCGGGUCCGCCCGGAAGCUGCUCGAAGCUUCCUAUCCUAAGGAAAAACGUCCUCACCCCAGAGUUGUCAUGCAGAUUUGCAAUAGCAAGGACAUUUGUGAUGCGCAUACCCAUAGUAGACAUUUCCAAUCGUGUUUUGGAAUUUAUGAUGCUGUGAACAGGAUGGGCAGAUGGAUCUGUGAUGCGGCUGCACUUGCUAACCUGCAUUACACUACGGAGUGCAACUUGUCACGCGUGACUCCCAAAACUCCUAGGCUUGUGUUGUAAAAUCCCCAUCUUGACUAUGGGGUGGGGACGUUUUUACACAGGAUACUUCCCUCGGCCGCAUUAUGUACGGCUGGAAGCCCGACCUAUGGAUUGCAAAGAUGUCUGGGUCUGGAAAAAUACAAACUUGCGAUGCGCAUUUCAGAACACAGAAAAAUCUCUCAUUCAUAGGUAGCAAAAGCUGCCCACUUUCUGUCACCAAAAUGAGGAUUUGUGAUGCGGAUUCGGCAUUCCGGAAGCUUCUCGAUGAAACCUGUGAUGCUAGAGCUUCCAUGCCAGACCUUCUGUGUCAUGCAAAAACAGCAUGACUCUUGCAGACCCAGACAUUUUUGCAUUUGAUACGACCCAUCCAAGGUCAAAAUCUACCCGAUCGGCGGGCCUCGCGGGCACAUGUCCAUCCUCGGCGGAUUACCGAUCCCGAGCCUGCGGUUUGCGAACAUCGUGCUGCGGCAGGUUUUGCGGAAGAAAACUUUUGGAUUGGGCUCCAGUAUAUCAACUGCAAAUAUGUCUGGGUCUGGGAGAUUGCCACGAUAUUAGCCAUGCUAAUCUGGUAUGACUCUGCACUCUGUAUUGCGUGGCCGCGAAGAGCUCCUCUUGCCUGUCAUGCAAAAACGCAGUUUCUCAUGCGGAGUACGCAACUCAGAACCACGGAAAAACUUGUCAUGCUGGGAAGCGCAUCACACAGUGCUCACUCUUCCCUGUCUUGCGUCACAAGUUUCCAGACCCAGGCAGACAUAUUUGCAAUGCAUACAGUACGCCCUACGGGGUAAAUUGGGACGACGGGAGCGCGAUUCUGCAAUUAAAUCCGAAGUUGGGCAAUGUGCUAGUGGAGGAGAAAAGCAGCCCCCUGGGACAGCAAGAGGAGGAAGAAAGCGAGGCUCUUGAUGACGCGUCGGGAAUAAGUAGUAGCGAUCAGGCUAGUUCCUCGCGUCUCUACAAGCCGGCUGAUUACGACUGGUAUUUCGACGACGUAGUUCUUGACAACAAGGAUAGUAGCGAUAGUAGAACAAACACCGUCGUUGGUACAACUACUAUUGGAACAAACGAUAGAAGGAACACAAGGAAAACGAUUUUAGAAAAGGUUGUGGAAAGGAUCAACUUGGAACAAAUGGCCUCCACGACUGGAAGUGGCAGCACGGGGCCAGGAGUGCAAAUUCCUGCCAGCGGAGAAGAAGAUGUUCUUGACCGGAAACAAGAACUCAUGGUACAACUACAAGCCAGCGAAAAAAAUCAACCUUCAUCUACCGCUGCUAGUACAAAAAUGAUCCACGACAUCACUUCUGUCGUCACUCACUACACCAAGCAGCUUUUCCAGACGGAGAUCGAGCGGGAGUUCCAGUCCCGCGUGAAUGUUUACGGCCGAACCUCGGUAACCCCCGGGCAGUAUUUCACGAAGAUUGCGGCGAAGUUGAGCGGAAAAUUGGCGCAAUUUCUGCUGCGGGAUUUGCUCAAAUUUGAUACGACAAUUGAUGAUGGUCAUCCUGUUCAUCUUCCUGGAAAAACAACUACGAGUGCAAUCCGCCCUCCGCUAGAAAAAUUUCUGUUGAGUCACUCUCCUGCAAGUGCAACCUCAAACGCGACCAAGACUCUGUCCAGCACGAUCCAGCGGCACUACCUGAUGCGUGAAUAUAGCCUGCACGAUAUCCGAGAAAAAAACUGUGUAAAGUGUAACUUUGUGUUGCAGACGAUGGAAGAUGACACUAACGCCUGUCAUGCUGGACAUUCAUCAGAGGCUCUCUUCAUAAGUGUUUCCACGUUCUAGCUACGCAUGACAGGUUUUCUGUGUCAUGCAGAGCAAACUUGUCAUGCUAUUCCUUCAAGAUAAAAAGUUACACAGUUUUUUUGUUGCAUACACGAGGAGCUGCUGGCGUUUUUCAACGAUCCGGAAAACAUAUGGAAUGCAAAUAGGUCUGGGUUUGGAAGAGUGCACUUGUUUGUCAUGCACGUUUUGCAUGACCCAUGAUGUCUGUGAUGCAUGCCCUAGCAUCACAGACUUUUUGAGGCCUUCCUGAUGCCUAUACUGCAUGACAAAUGCCCUUUCCGCUUAUAGUACACAGUCUUUCUGCUCUUGCUGGUACUGCCGGAGACCCCAGCUAUCCCUCUGCUCUGUGCUCUUGAUAUCGUCUUUGUCCGUUCUCGUGUUUUGCUUGGUUGGUUCUGACGGAUACGUGCGGUUGCUCAUGGAAUAAAACGGAAUCGACCAGGACAUGCUGCCACUCUAACGGUUUCACAACUCGGGUCCGACCCCCGUUAGAGCUUGACCCUACCCCCCCCCCCGAGAUCCUGCCCAGAGGCAGUGGUUGUAAAGGGGGUACUGUGGUUGAGGGGUAAAAAAGGUCAUGCAAUACGGAUUUUUUCAGAACCCAAAGAUAGCAUCACAAAUGGCAACCUUUCAGAUCCAGACAUGUUUGCAAUGCAUAAAAGAUCGUCCCCGUGCCGUGGAACGGCGCGUAUCAACUCGCCGACGGGUUUUUGUGCGGGAUGAUGUUCGAGAAUGCGGAAGAAUUUCUGUACAAAAACCGGGGCAGCACCGCAAAAACGAAGCACUACGACUACCUAGCGCUGGGCCGGCUCGAUCUUUUGUGGCUGACCCCACACGUCAGGGUGGACGACUUCCGGGUGGUGGCCGAACUGGAGGAUGAAGAGAGCAGAAGCGGCAGCCCGGAGACAGCGAAUCGGAAAAGGAGAACCCCGAGUAACUUCAAACUCCGCACCAGCCUGGGAAGAGACGACCAGGUGCCCGCCCUGCAGUAUCGCGAGAAAAAACUGGUGUAGCUGUAGUUUCACUGGAUUUAUUAUAAACUUGUGACGCAGAGGAUUCCGCACGAAAGGCGGCUGUGGUCUUGCUACAAAUGCAAGAUGGAAGUGGACAUUUUGACCCUUGUAGUUAGCCCCUACUAGGAACAACGACCUCGCGUUGCACAAAAAUCCUAGAAAUACAACAGUGCAACACUUUUUUCCCCCGAUACGCAGGGCUACAGAAGCAGUACUCCACUCUUUAGCGCAAACACUCGUGCUCCUUUUACGACCGCCAGAGAGCAACAACCCUCCUCCACCUCCCCCGCAGAAAAAGACUUUUAUCGCGGGCAAGCGCCGCUGGACGACGAAACACAUCCAAUUACCCGCAUUCUGAAGCAUUUAGAGAGCAGCAGAGAAGUGGUGGAUGCAGAUGAAAAUAAAGAGGAGGACAAUAAAUCCGAUGGUGCAGCAGGAGGACCACGAGAGGCGGCAGUGGUGCCCGCGCGAGGUACAAGUACUGACAGAAAAGAAAAAUUCCUCGCCUUUCUCCUGAAGCAACCGGCCGAACCAAAAUGGCUGUACCGUGCGCGGAGCCUGGCCCGGCUGCUGUCGGAUCUGAUUCUUUACACCAGGAAGCUGCUACAACAGGGUGAAAAUAAUUAUCCUAUGAAAACGCAAAAAGACCAGCUCCCUGAUGCCGAAGCAGUACCUCCUGUAGCACCCGUGACGCUGGCAACCGUGGAGUCCGAUCGCUAUUUGCACGACGUCGUGCAUAUCCCACAGAAAAAAUCUGGCAGGUGAGAUCUGCAAUGCAAAAAUAAAUACACAGAAAAAUCUGUCAUGGGCGAGGCCAUAGCAUGCUGUUUAGGGCAUGCAAUACAGAUUUUUUUGUCUAUUUAUUUUUCCAUAUACAAAUAUGCCCUGCCAGCUUUUUUCUCUGGGAUAGUGCACGGCACGAAAGACCUCACGACUGGCAAGCAAAUGGUAAAAUUGCAGGUGAUUUCGGAAGAACAAACUGGACACGGCGAGAAUAAUUUUGAUUACCCCGGCGCGCAGGAACGGGUAGAUGUUUAUCACGACGCUGACCGUCACCGGAAAAAGCGACUUCUCGUGCGGAAAAUCAAGAUUUACCUCGACCAGGCUUUGAUUCUGAAACAGAUGCUGUUUCUGAAACAGGAAAAGAAGCCCUCGGGCUGCUGGGUCCCCUUUGACCAGGGGGAUGCGAUGGGAUUGACAGAUUGGUACCAAAUCUGCUCGUAUCAACUGUCAAAUUGUCUGGGUCUGGAAGAUUCUGACACUUGUCAUGCACGUUUUGCAUGAGCCCUGAUGUUUGCGAUGCAUGCCCUAGCAUCACAGAUUUUUGAGAGCUUCUUGAUGCCUAUUCCGCAUGACAAAUGCCCUCUCCACGUAGCAAAAGUGACAUUCCCUUUGAUGGUACCUAUGCAAUACAGAUUUUUUUGGAAUCCAGAUGCAGCAUCACAAGUUGCAUUCUUCCAGACCCAGACACUUUUGCACUUGGUAGCUCGCGGGACUACGCCGACAUCCUCACUUUCGACCGGCUGUACAGCUUCCAAGAGCCCCGCUUUCACUUGUUCCUGCAGCUGGCCAUUUACGAAGUUUACAACCUGGAACUCCACCUCCUCAACACCCUGCUGUACUAUCGCGCACCGGUGUACCGCUUUGACUGGGCAACGACACGCGCGUGCGAAUAUCCGCUGCAAAUAUGUCUGGGUCUGGAAACCUGUGAUGCUGAUUUGCUGCUGAUCGCAACGCUUGCCAUGGCAGCCAACAAGCAUGACAAGUUUUUGAAACGCUUUCUGAUGUUUUUGCAUGACAAAAGAAGCGGCUCUUCUGCUGCUCACGCAACACAGAUUUUCCAGGAAUGCAAGACACGCAUGACAAGUUCCACUUUUCCAGACCCAGACAUAUUUGCAUGCCAUAGCGAAGCGGACCGGACCAAGGAAAAGCUGUUCGCGCGCAUGCUCGACCCCUAUCAAAAGGAAAGAUCCCCCCUCCCCAUACCACAAAGGGGCACUACUGAAAAUUUGUGAUGCUGAUUUGUGACCACAAAUCGCCCCUGUGUUGCAAGAGGGCAAAGCCAGAGAAUCAGCCGCGUUUCGCAGGCACUUUGUAAUGCUGUAUCGCCUACAGAGGAUAUGCCUGCCCUGCUAGGUGCCUACGGCAAAACGCCCCUACUCAGGCACUGCAUCUGCCUGCAGUCCUCUACUGCAAGACAGAUCGGAUUUGUGUACGCAAAUCCCGCAUCACAGAUUUCCACUUUGAUAUGGGGGGGGGGGAGAUUUUUCAUUUUGAUAACCCCCCGCUCAGCUUUCCGGACCAGCAGGGGAUCGUGGGGGGUGGAGACGCUGCGGGAGGAGCGGAGGCGGACCAGGAAAAUAAUGAACAAGCAAAUACUUCUUCUACUAAAUUGAGAAUUCUUGCAGAAACUUCCUCUACCGAGCAGGGUUCCUCGGCAGAGGCAGGAGGUCUACAACUUCUUUCCGAAGCUAGUAGAGGUGGUCCUCGUCAGCUCCCCGAGGACACUACGGCUGCAGGUGAGACGAGCACCGGCCAAAGCGAAGUAGACACGACGACGUCGAACGCUUCUACAGCAUCAGCACGACGCGAACAACAAACAAGCGAGGAAAGUACACGGGUGGUCGCGAAGAUGCAACACCCGCAGCAAGACCUGCAGGAGAACCCGUCGAAAAGCAAAUGCAUGUUCAAUAGCGAGCUGAGCAUAUCCUGUGUAAUAAAAUCGUCCCCAUCUCAGGGUCCUCAAGAUGCAUGGGGUCCUUGCUACACAAAUUCGCCUGACCUACCUUCCCUGCGUGAACAGCCAUCUGCGGCUGUUUGCACAGGGGGAGGCAAAGUGUGCUGUCGCGCUUCUGUUUAGCAUGACAACUCUGGUGAUGUGGGGACGUUUUUCACUGGGGUAGAGCAUGUACCUCCGCAAUUCGACAAGCGAACGCAUGCCGGAUUUUGAUCGCGGCUUGUUUCGACGGUGGCGCACCCUGGAAGCGUUGAAAUGGCGGAGGAUGGAGGACGAAGCGCGCCGGGAUGUUUUGUUUGCGCGAGGAUCACAAGAAACCGGCACUUUCUCUAACACGCAACCCCUAGAGCAGCAGAAGUUGCGUGACACCAUCCAACUUUCUCUCACUGCAGCAAUAUUGAGAGGAAAAAUCUUCCCUCCUAAUAUCGAAACUAAGUUUCUGAUGGUGAAUUUGCGUACACAAAUCAGAUUUGUCUUGCAGAAAGUGCGUGGCGGCAUUUCCUGAGCCUGUUUGGGUAUGCAGAAGGCUAGCAAUUGCGCUUGGCAAACAGGUUUGCAGUAGCCGAAAGCGCAUGACAGACUUGCUCUGAAAUGCCUUAAAUGGCUCGUAUGACGCUAUAUGCAAGACAAAGAUGAUUUGUGACCACAAAUCUGCAUCACAAAUCUCCGUUUUGAUAUGGGGAGGGGGGAUUUUUCAUUUUGAUAAGCAACUCCAUUGAUUUCCGGCGCAAGGUACGCGGACGAAAAAGUCGAGGUGGUCAUGGUCAACACGGACAGUCACGAGCUAAUAUCCUGUGCAAAUAAAGCGUUCCCACCCCAGGGUCCUCAAGAUGGGAGUUUUAUUGCAACACGUAAUUUAUUUUUUGAUCAUGAAAAUCUGCAUGACAAGCAACUCUGGGGUGGCGAUAUGAAGAUUUUUACGCAGGAUCACUGGAUGAGCAUGCCACCGAGGAGGGGGAUGGCCCAGCCGGCCGGUCCCCGCGGUCGGCCGAAAGACCGUAUACGCACCAGGAGACACGCGUGCUUCCGGACGAUGUGGUGAUGGGCGAUGAAAUUGAAACUCCAACUUCGACUCUAUCGAAUGAAACUACAACCACAGGGCCUACAACUCCUCGUGCACCACCGCGAGGCGCUGGUGAACAAACAACUGCACAAGAAACAAAACAAGACCGGCUCGACGUGCGCGCGCACCAACAGCGAAAUAACCUAGUAUCAAAUGCAAAAAUGUCUGGGUCUGGAAGAAUGCGCGAUUUGUCAUGCUGCUUUUCCAUGACCCAUGAGGUCUGGAAUGCAGGACCUAGCAUGACAGAUUCUGCGCGAGGAUCUCUCUCAUGCCUAUGCUGCAUGAGAAACUCCCUCCCGACUGGGUGAAAACUGGACGACUUUUGUCAAUCAUGCAGCACAGAUUUUUGCAUGCUUCAGAUUUAGCAUGACAAGUUGCAAUCUUCCAGACCCAGACACUUUUACAUUUGAUACCUAGCGCUGCGCUACAACAGAGCCUGGUUUUCAUCAUCGUCGGUAGCUGCAGCGGGAAUAAUUGCACCAAGAACUGCACCCCCUCCAAGCACCAGGCCUUCUUAUCCUCAGAAAAAACUGUCUCAGUCUCAACUUGUAAUGCGCAACUUCCUUGACACAGUUCUUUGUCAUGCUCGACAUGCAAGAGAGUCGUCUUCCAAAGGUCGUGUUUUCCGUUGUAUAUUUUGACGCAUCACAGGUUUUCCGUGUAAAUUGUAAACUGUAAGUGAUGCUGAGCAAAUUUGUAUUGCUGAGUCUACUGCAAAGGUUUGAGACUGACACAGCUUUUUCUCGCGAUACUGCCGAUGCGAAAAUACAGGACCACCCGAAUCCUCCUCCGCAACGAACCCUGACGAACCACUUCACGCAGAGCAAUUUUUACGUAUCAACUGCGAAUAUGUCUGGGUCUGGAAAGAUGCAACUUGUGAUGCUGGCUUCGGAUUCGAAAAAAAUCUGUGUUGCAUGAGCAGCAAGACGAGUCUAGGUUUUGGUACGCGAAGAGGGUGGAGCUUCUCAUGCGGAAUAGGCAUCAAAAAGGACUCAGAAAAUCUGUGAUGCUAGGACAAACAUCAGCGACAUUAUGCGCCAUGUAUUAAAUGUGCAUGGAUGACAAACGCUGCAUUUUUCCAGACCCAGACAUUUUUGCAUUUGAUAUUACGGGAAUUCUUACAACGACCUCUAUCACCAGUGCGCCGUCGCGGAUGUCAACGCGUGGCGGGUUACGCAUUGCAAAAGUGUCGUACUUGUACCAAUUGCGGAUACGCAUGACAAAUCUGCCUCCCAAGGUGAGUCAGCUUCAGCAUGACAAACUUCAUUUCUCAUUUUGAGAGAAUUUGUAAUGCAAUUUGUACUUAGCACGAUGCUUUUGUAAAAAUGCAUACGAGUGCAAAGGCAACAGAACGAGCAGGACGUUCUGAUCCACCCCACGUGCCGCGGACGGUACCGCGAACUUCUCCUCGCUCUGAUAUCCCAAGGAAAAGCGUCUCCACCCCAAAGUUGCCAUGCAGAUUUGCAAUUACAGGACCAUUUGUAAUGCGCAUCCAUAUGCUGAGGGGCAUUUCCAAUCGACCGUGUUCUAGCAUUUGUAAUUAUGCUGUCAUCAGGAUCAGGAGAAGUAGAUGUUUUUGUGAUGCAGCUGUCCUUGAGAAACUGCCGUACAACACAGAGAGGAACUUGUCAUGCGUGACCCCCAAAACUUCUGAAUUUGUGUAAACCAAAUGAUCCCCAUCUUCACUGUGGGGUGGGAAUGUUUUUCCACAGGAUAUCUGAUCAGCCGCAGUUUGCAGUGCCGCGACGGGCUGCAGCGGUACUCCAUCGCGACUUCUAGUGCGGACACUGCAUCAUUCCUCAAGAACCCUCGGGAAAGUGAUAGUACGGGAAAAGACGACGGUGUCAAGCAAACCCCCGCGGUUGUGAAUGAACAAGCAGAAGUGCCGGGGUCUGCCGCAGCGCCCGUUGUCUCUGCUCGCACUGCGGAGAAAACCUUUUUCCCACACCAAAAACCCGACGUGACAAACACCUACGCUGCAGAAAAGUACACGCGUAUCAUGUAAUUUUCAGCAUUGAUUUUCGGCAUUAAUGCCGUGCCGCCUGUGAAGUGAUGUCGCAUGACAAAAAAGCAUCUGCCUAGAUAGAAGUUGUCUCUUGUGCAUCUUUAGGUUUGUAGUGCCGCGCUUUUUUUCUGGUAUGGAUGAUGUACUUUUCCCUACCAUAGGUUUUUCAUGACUAAAAAUUCCUUCGUCCGAGCAUCCGCGAGCAACUACAACCUGACGCCUUUAUUCUAAGGAAAAACGUCCUCACCCCAGACUUGUCAUGCAAAUCUGCAUGCCACAAAAGUUUCUCACGUGGAACCCCGUGAGAAGCAUUUUCUAGGCGUGUUUUGGAAUUUGUGAUGCUAGAACCAGCCUGAUAUAAGAGAUCUGUGAUGCUUCUGAACUAGCCAAACAGGAUGACACUGCGAGGGAAAACUUGUCAUGCGAAACAAGCAAACACAAAGCUGGUUAAUUAGUCUAGCAGAUUCCCCAUCUUGACUCCGGUGUGGGGACGUUUUUCUUCAGGAUAGCCUUUGGAAGCGAACCUGUUCUACAACUACGCAUUGCAAAUCUAACCGAUCAAAAUCUAGAAAUCUGUAUUGCAAGAGCGCACAAGAAACUCCAUUUUUGUCGUGUCACACUGUUGAUCUGACGAGAAGAUUGUGCCCAAGGAGCUUUAGCAUCUUCGAGAUCGAGGGCCAACUUGUGUUGCAUGAGGAUGAGCACUCACGCAUCCAAGUGGACCAAGCUGCAUGAAAAAAUGAUUGCUCUGUGAACGUGGUUCCACGCCACUUCCUAGAAGUAGAUCUACUUCCAUUUGCAAUGGAUGCCAACGCGUGCGAUCUGAUUCCAUUGCCUGACCUGAACCUUUUCGCGGGCAUAUCAAAUGCAAAAAUGUCUGGGUCUGGAAGGUUGGAAUUUGUGAUGCUAGCUUUGGACUCUCAAAAAAUCUGUAUUGCAUGACCAGCAAGAGGCGUCUAGUUUGUGCUACGCGGGGAGGGCGUUUGUCAUGCGGAGUAGGCAUCAGGAAGGGUUCUAAAAGUCUGUUAUGGUAGGGCAUGCAUCACACACAAUCCUGAGUCAUGCAAAACAUGCAUGACAAGGCUCAGAAUCUUCCAGACCUAGACAUUCUUGCAUUUGAUAGGGCAAGCGGUACGACAACGUGUGCUUCAUUUUCAGCUUCACCAGGCUCAGCUGCGAUGAGCAUUUUUUUAGGCACUAUAAAAGCAAGUCCUCGCGCUCGAGGAAUUAAAAAGUGGAAGUGUGCAAGUCGCAUAUUUUAGACUUUUGCAAAGUGGAAAUGACAGUCUGUAAACCUGACGCUUUCUAGCUGCACCACGCAGUUUGCUCGUCGUCUUUUUUCCAUGCAAUGUUGCAUGCAAAUACAACCACCACCAGCGCUUUGCUUUUACCGUGCAUAAUUCUCCGGUCGGUCCCAAGUUAUGAGGAAGAGCAGGAAGAAAUAAAUGAAAGGGAAAACGAGAAAAUCAGCCAAAAUGUUGACAAAGGCGAGAUGGACAAAAAUGAACAAAUAACAACGCAUUCUGCAAACCGGUUGCUGCACGAGAAGAAAAAAU
Molecule: messenger RNA, 10711 nt
Organism: Amoebophrya sp. A120
Lineage: Eukaryota; Dinophyceae; Syndiniales; Amoebophryaceae
Source: the annotation of a GenBank genome assembly